Messenger RNA from Brenthis ino (lesser marbled fritillary), 2568 nucleotides. The record is from the annotation of a GenBank genome assembly. NCBI's taxonomy places the organism in Eukaryota, Metazoa, Arthropoda, Insecta, Lepidoptera, Nymphalidae.
AUGGCGCCUUUUGUGUCUUCAAAGAAUAAAGUUUAUAUUCUUGAUGGAGGUUUCUCAUCACAAAUAUCUCGUCAUGUGAGUGCUACUGUGGACGGAGAUCCGUUAUGGAGUGCGAAAUUCCUUCAAACAAACCCUGAUGACAUAGCGAAAGCACAUUUAGAUUUUAUAAGAGCAGGUGCUGAUGUAAUAAGUACAAAUACUUACCAAGCAUCAAUUGGAGGAUUUACUCAACAUCUUGGAGUAACUGAAGAUCAAGCAUAUAAAAUUAUACAACACGCUGUGGAAUUGGCUAAAUCUGCACGAGAUAAGUAUACAGAAGAAUGUGUACAAAAUGGUAUACUGCAUCGUGAUAUAUACAUUGCUGGAUCUGUCGGCCCAUAUGGUGCUUACCUACAUGACGGCUCAGAAUAUACUGGUGCUUAUACUGAUAAAACACCUGAGAGAGUUAUGGCCGAAUGGCACAGACCUCGCAUAGAAACACUUGUCAAAUCUGGUGUUGAUUUACUUGCAUUUGAAACUAUUCCUUGUCUUAAAGAAGCUUUAGUUCUUAUUAAUAUGUUAAAAGAGUUUCCAAAUAUGAAAGCCUGGAUUUCAUUCAGCUGUAAAGAUGAUACUAGUCUUGCUCAUGGUGAAAAUUUUCAAACUGUAGUGAGAACUUGUUGGCAGACAAAUCCAGAGCAAUUAGUUGCUGUUGGUAUAAAUUGUUGUUCUCCAAAGAUUGUAGCCAGCUUAAUUAGUGGUGUAAGUAAGGGGAUAGAACCACCAAUACCAAUAGUUACCUAUCCAAAUUCUGGUGAAAAAUAUAACCCAGAAAAAGGGUGGAUUGAUAAGGAUAAAUGUGAAACUUUGGAUACAUUUGUCCAUAACUGGUUGGACCUUGGUGUUAGGCAUUUUUAUAUAAACUAUUUACAGAAGGUUUUUGGAAUAUCAGUAAGGAAGAAACAAAGAGAUGAUAAAAUGAGACUGUUGAUGAGGGAAAAUCAGGAUUUGCGAGAAGAAAAUUUAAAAUUAUCUUUUGAAAUAUCAAAAUUAAAAAAAGAAUUAGGCAAGCAUACAGAUAAUAAAUUUUCUGAUUACUUAACAUUGAUGAAGGAGCGCGAUGCGAGAUACACACUUUACUUUGAAAAUGUUGCUCUUAAACUAAAAUUACGAGAGCUCGACGGAAGUUCUAGAAGUUAUUCAGUAGAUGAUGCAUACAGAGAUCCCAUUGUACUUAGAAUAGCAUUAGAUCGCUGCCGGGAACAACUAUCAACAGCUCAAAACGAACUGAAGAGAAUAACAGAUGAGUACGCGGAGACGGUCCCGCGACGAGAGUACGAUAAUUUAGAUAAUAAAUUAUACGAGCUUUCCAAAAAGUUCCAUAGUUUAAAUACUGAGCAUGAAGGAUUGCAGAGCACGUAUAAACGUGUUUUAGCUUUAAAGAAAAUAGUAGACGAAGAGCUGAUGGAGUGUAAGGAGAGGUGUCGUGAGUUAGAGCGCGCGGGCACGCCGCGGCCGCAGUGGGAGAUAUGCGCGGACUUCAUUGGUGGGGGCCGGGACAGGCUUAAACCCAGUCAGCCUGCUGGUAAAUCCUCCACUGGAUCUAUAAAGGCGCUUAUUAUUCUUAGAUGGUGGCAACUCGCGAGUGGGCUAUCAUCACGGGACAUGCUCAGGGUGCUACUGAAAGAACUUGGUCCAGCUGCUGAGAGUGAACAUUUGGAGUAUUUUGAUGGACUUGGCACGGACCCGGUGGUCCCCCCGUACCUGCGCUACGAGGGGCGCGUGCGCAACCUGCGCCUGUCGCGGCGCGAGGUGAGCGUCAUCAUCAACGACCUAUGGGCGGGGCGGUCGCAAGCGCGGGACCUCGCACUGCAGGACUACGUCACCAAAUACUUUGAAGAUAGGUACCAACAGCCGUCAGUCCGCGCGGAGUGGGCGUACAACCUGUGCGCGAGCGCGGAGCAGAUGCUAGACGAGCCGCAGGUGCGCGUGUUCUGGGGCGCGCUGCACGGCCUGCUGGGCGAGGGCGUGUACUGGGGGCUGCGCGCGCACUGGCUCGCGCUGCGCGACCAGCUCUACAGGCACAGUAGGGAUGGCGAGACUAUAACAGUAGAAGAUUUUGAGAAGGUUACCAGAGCAACUUUCCCCUUGAAGAACGAAGUAGAUAUAAAAAAUCUCACUGACGUCAUGAAGAAGCAGCUCAAACUGAAAUUAAACGCUGUUGACAUCAAUUUAGACAAACUCUUCUAUGAGAACGAAGAAGGCUUCGAUAGGAUUGAGCUUGCACGGGAGUUGUACCGGCAGCGACAGCUCGCACAAGAUAAAUACAUACGUGAAGUGGUCGCCGAGCUCGGCGGCCGGCACGCGAACAAGGCCAUCACUGUUGAUAACCUGAAACGCGCCUUUGCUAUUGUCGACCCUGCUAUAGAUCACAUCCGUAUGGAACGGUACAUUCGUUGGGCAUUUUCAGACCAAACAUCAGAGCUGAGUGCAAUCUGCCCGCUGCCGCUGCGCAGUCUCGUCGCGAGGCUGGCCGCGGGGGACAUUGAACGUGUUGGACCCAGAUAUAAGGGAGCGCGAAGAUAUAAA